CUGUUGAAAUGGCUGCUUCCAUAGGAGAACCUGUCGUGCUAGCAGAUGAUAUCAAGGAUAAUAAUAUCCUUAAUGUUGAUACAUGUAUUACAGAGAGCGAUGUAAUUGUUACUCAGAGUUCUAACUUGAUCAAUACAUACAAGAUUGAUGACCAGAAAGCUACACAGAGCUGGUCAACAAAACACAAUGAGCACAUUACAAGUCCUGUAAUAUGGAGUGAACAUGACCAGAAAUUUAUCACUGUUAUCAAUGAGAGGACUGUUAGAGCAUGGGAUCAACAUGAACAGAACUUUGAGAAGUCAGCCACUAAAAAUGCUAAAUGUCCAAUACAGAAGAUCCUUCCAGGUAACACUACAGAACCAGUCGUGGUGUUUAAGAAUGGAGCUGUGACCUUUCUCAGUAAGGUCAAGGACAUAAAAGAAGGUCUCCUAAGUGAUAAAGAUGAGAUUCUGUUCUGUGAUCUGGUGAAGAUAAAUUCUGAUCUAUGUGUACUCUGUCUGUUGCGACAAGAGAACAGUUUGCAGUUGAUGAGUCAUUGGUACAGGAAUGAGGAAUGGAUUCGACACUCUGAAUCUGUCACGAUGCCAGUAAACACAGAAUUUGUCUGCUGUCAUACUAGUGCUGGUAGAGAUAGCAUCAAAUUAUAUAUCCUGUGUUUAAAUGGUGAUUUGUUAUGUCAGACUCUGUCAUUUCAUCAAUCUUCAUCACAAGUGUUACAGAACAUCCCUGGAGUCACCAAGGCAACAAAAAUGGUGGCCCUCAAUUCAACUCACAUAGUGCUAGCUGGUUGUGUCAAAGAUAAUCAAGAGAUAAUUGGAAUAUUUGACAUAAAAUUUGGAACAUAUGAAACUUGGAAGAAUCUACCAGCUUCAAGGAAAUCAACCAUUAAACUGUUUGUUCUACACGAACAUCUCUUUGUGCUGUGCCACAGGACCCUGUAUAUGUAUUCCUACUCCUGUCAUCCUUCCACAUUAUCUAGUAUCUUAGGUCACCAAAAGGUCGAUGUGCAUAUUCAACAUGACCCAGCUUCCCCUGGACCUUUGACCUGGUCUAAAUCGAAGUCACCCUCACCAAACACUGAAGCUAACAAACUGUUUUCAGAGUUGCAAAAUAUAUGCACUUGCAAGACACAGAAGGAAUUUGAGAAGAAAUUUUCAAACCUUCUGAAAAGUCACGGGGAUGAUGCCAGCAGUGUGAUCAGUGAGACUUCCACUAUGGAGCAGCUUGUCCAGAGAUGUGUGUCUGAUGAGAAGUUCUGGCCUCACAGCAUUUUAGAACAGCUUCUUAUUCACAGACUGUUGCCCAGUAGAUGCAUUAAAGACAUAGCAGAGGGCCUAGUGAAACAUGGGGACUUGACUCUGCUUUUACAAUGUCUGAAUUCUGUAGAAGAUAUUCCGGAAGAAUCUCUCUGUGUGUUCACAAAUUUUGUUCUCAGUGCUGAUGAUGCAAAGGUUUCAGAGGCAGUAAAAUUAGAUGGAUACUCAGGAACCAGCAAAAGCAGCCAGUCCUUAUCAGAGGGCAAAGGUCACAUCAUAAAUAAGAUCGUUAAAAAGUCCUACAAUGAUAUUUUCAUCAUUGAGUGUCUCCAUCAUGUUACCUUCCAAAAUGUUCUGAUGUUGCUGGAGUAUUUGUGCUACUUGCUCAAUAACCGGGAAACAAACAGCAAUGCAGCACCAGAUCUUACACAGAUUGUGAACUUUGUCUGUGUGCUGAUUGAUGCCCAUUACCAGCAGCUGGUUAUCUCCCCUGAUUCCCACCAUGUGUUGAUCAGCCUUCAUAGCACUGUGGAGAAGCAGAGGGAAUACUUUGCGGCGUUCCUGACUUUGGACGUCCUACUCUCACAGCUGAAAAGACAGUUUGCCAUUCCACGCCCUCGAACCGUAGGGAAAUACUGCAUGGAAGUCUUGCAUGUUUAUUGAAAUGAUACGAAGGACAAUGGAUGAUUUAGCUAAGCUCUUAGAUUGAAUCAGCUGCCUUAAUUAUGUAUUUGUUAUAGGUAAAAUCUAAAUAUAACAAAAGAUUGAACUAA
Saccostrea cuccullata (small rock oyster) is the source of this 2029-nucleotide messenger RNA. Its product is annotated as nucleolar protein 11-like. Gene Ontology annotation, cellular component: nucleus; nucleolus. Gene Ontology annotation, molecular function: RNA binding; protein binding. The transcript is spliced from 16 exons. The coding region runs from base 9 to 1919 and encodes 636 amino acids. NCBI's taxonomy places the organism in Eukaryota, Metazoa, Mollusca, Bivalvia, Ostreida, Ostreidae. The record is from RefSeq and is a predicted model, not a curated record. Gene Ontology annotation, biological process: maturation of SSU-rRNA.